Gracilinanus agilis (Agile Gracile Mouse Opossum) is the source of this 2251-nucleotide messenger RNA. It is a transcript of the gene TMEM82, whose product is annotated as transmembrane protein 82. The transcript is spliced from 6 exons. The record is from RefSeq and is a predicted model, not a curated record. NCBI's taxonomy places the organism in Eukaryota, Metazoa, Chordata, Mammalia, Didelphimorphia, Didelphidae. Bases 75 to 1055 code for a protein of 326 amino acids.
CAGGGGAGCAAGCAGGGUCUGAGCUUCCCUGUGAGGCGCCCCCUCCACCCGUCCCCUCAGACCCCCCCAGCGCCAUGUUCUCCCUCACCUCCUGGCUCCCCUCACUGCCCUCCUUGGACUGGGGCUCCAGCUUACUGGACUCCCUCCUGCAAGGCCUGAUUGGAGCUUGUGGAGUCUCUGUGCUGGGCAGCUUCAUGAAAAUCUAUUUCUUCAUCUAUUGUGUGAAUGACCCUAAAAGAGUUAAGGAAAAGCUGAACCUGCUGAGCCAAUGGACCCUGCUGGAGCCCCUGCACCUCCUGGGGCUCACAGCCUUCCUUACUGUGGUUGGGGCCCGCGUGGCUGCCCUCGUGGUACUGGAGUUCUCCCUCCGGGCUGUCUCCAUGCUGUUAACCUUGAACAAGGGCCCUCUGGUCCCCGAGUUCCUCCAGCUGUUCCUUCUGUGCCAAUAUUCCCUGGGCUGUGGGCUGACCUGUGGCCUGAGCUUCCUCCUGGAAGGGGCCCCACACCGGACUCUCAACUUGGCGCUCAGUCUGGGGCUGGCAGGGCUUCUAGCAAGUUGGUCCCAGCGCCUGUACCGCCAUGUCUGCCGCCUCUACGAAUUGCACAGCCAGGAGCACUACUGUGGGGCCUGCCUGACCCUUCUGGCCAAGUGGCAUGACCUGCCCGUCCUGCUGGGCCGAGCCCUACGUGUGGCCUUCUUGGUGGGUGACCUGGCGGCAGUGGCCCUCAUCAACAGUGACUUCCUGACCACAUCGGAGGCUGUGCGCUUCUGGACGCCGCUCACGAUCUGCUAUACCCUGCUGGUCAUCUACAUGCAAGAAGAGCAGCGGCAGCAUCCGAGCCAACAGAACCAAUACCAGACAGUGUUUGUACGAAUGGGAGGCCUCUUUAUUCUCCUGUUGACCGUCGGCCGCUGGCUGGACCUCAUGGGUGUCUUUGUUUCCCUCUUGGGAGAGCUCUGGUGCCUGGCGAGUUCUCGGGUUCUGCUUGACCUCUGUCACAAGCAGGAUCUCUCUCAGAUAUCUUCUACAGCUGAAAAGAAGGCCCAUUCCUAAGGCCAGGGUGCCAGAAGUGCGACUCUUCCAGGACCUGGAACCCAACAAGGACUGACCUGCUGUGGGGGAACACUUAGAAAUAUGGAGCUUGAGACUUAGCCCUGGGGCCCUUCAGGUCUAGAGGGAAGGGGUUCUAUUGCGGACAGAAGAGACUCCUUGGAGAUGGUGGGUUUCUGAGUCAAAGGAUGGAGAAGGAGCCCAGAUCAAACUUCAUAUUGUGGUCCUUAGACCAAUGUUAAGCUGCUGAUUUUAUCCCCUGUUUACCCCAAUGGGAGGUAAACAGACAGGUCCUCUACCAUCCCCUCUCAGGUCCCCCUUCCUUGUCCCAUUAGCAAUAAAAUAUUCAGACCCUUCCCACAGUGCAUUAUCACAGAGCCUUUUCAAGCUCUAACAUUCUUAAAGAGCACCUAGUCAAAAUAGGGAAACCGAGGCCCAGAGAAGAGAUGGCUUGUUCAAGGUUAUACAGCCACUUAGUGGAAGAGUAGAAUUCAGAAGCCACAGCCUGGGUGUGGGGAGAGCUGAACCUGGAGACAGAGAUCCUGCCCCCGAAAUCCAUCAGUUAUGAGGAGGUUGAGAUGAUCUGAGUGCAGGAAUCAUCUACUAUUCGUACCCAAGGCUAUGUCCAAGUUGGAAAGGCUCUCAGUGGCUCCAUAGUUCAACCUCUGUCUGGAUAGAAAUCCUUUCUACACCGUCUUGGACAAGUGAUCAUUCAGCCUUCACCUGAGGACCCCCAGAAAUGGAGGAUUCACCCCACCUCGAGAUAGCCCAUUCUGCUUUGGGACAGUUCUUAUCGUCAGGAAGUCUUCCAAAUGCAGCUGAAACCUGUCCCUCUGCCAUUUCUGCCCAUUGAGUCCUGUCCUUCCUGGUGGGGCCAAGGAGAACCAGUCAUAAGGAAAAACUCCAUCCUAGUCAUCUCUGUCCCAAAGUGGAUGGAUGGACCUUGGAAAUUGGUGGGGCUCACCAUCCCUUGAGGACUUCAAGUCCAGGCUGUACGCCUGGCUCCUUGGUCCAACAGGUUGCAGAAGGGAUUCUUGGACUAGAUGACCACUAAAAAAAGAACCCUAGCAACUCUGAGAAUCAGUGAUUCGGUGAAGCCAAAUCCCUCUUCCACAGUACGGCUUUCCCAAUGCUUGAGUCAUGAUGUUCCCCCUCCCUAAGUUUUCCUUUCUUCAGACUAAAUAGUCACAGUUCUCCAA